ACCGGGGGGUGGGGGGUUGACGAUGCUCGAAGCGCGCGUGUGUGCGGUGCGCGAGCUGACACGCCGUGCACCACGCACCGUAGAGUGGUGUGCGGGUCUAUGAAAUCGUGUGCUGACGAAGUCUGUGCUUCCGUCGUUACGUGGAUGCGUUGUUCAAGCCGCGAAAUCGCUAGCACGCCGAUCGCAGUGCGGCAACGGGGCCGGGUCGUGACGGGAGACGCCGCGGGAGCGGCCAGCCGCCGAUCUCGCGCCUAGGCCUAAUGAAGUGUCGCCGCCGUCGGCUGUGUUGUGUUCGCGCGCGGCCCCCACUUUGGGAAGUCGCCGUUCACCGAACCAUUUGUACCGCGUUUGUGUAAGCAGUGAGUCCAGAGAAGGGAGGCAACGCCCAGGGGGGUCUGGGCGAUGCAGUCGGCAUUGGCAUGGUCACCCCUUGAUUGCCGUCACUUCUUAUACUACCCAAGCCAGCUGCAGCACAAGCGCAUAGCAUCCGACCUCCUGGCCCCAAUUGGGGCCGUACCGGCCUCAACGGCUGUCUCGCCACAGCAAUCUCUCAGGAAAGUACCUGCUGUUCCGAGUGAGCCAUCUGCUGCCCAGGGUCUACAGGCACCAGUGGGCGACCACAGUGUGACAUACACUGGUGUGAGUGAUUGUAUCCAGAGCUUUCGGGAAGGAAUGACUGGCCUGUUGACAAAGCACUCAAGCCCUGGCUCGCAAGCUAAGGAGAGCGGUGCCCUGAUGGCAGGUGGUGCUGGCCGAGAGGACGACUGGCAGAUGCCGUGCCUGGAGCCCUCGCCCGAGCGCCGCUCUGUGCGUAGUGCUGCCAAGCGCUGGGGGCCCCGCUCGCCCGAGAUGCCCAUGCUUGUGCCAGCAGUAAGCAAGGGGCCUGCAGAGGAGGCAGAGGAGGUGGUGUCCAGGCAGACGCAGCUUCUUCUUAGCCGAUUCCAAGGAAGUGUAGAGGUGGACAGUAUUGAUGGUCUGGACUUCUUUAGUUUCUCCAGUGUGGAGGACCUCAACGAGUUUGCUCGUUCAAUGGACCAACUACUUGAAGAGCAGUAUCACGAGCCGCGCUCCCCGGACGAAUCGGUGCCUUCAUCCGUGGCACGGUCUGGUGCAGCCGACGAGGAGUGGCGCGAGACGGAUUGGACGGAGGAGCGGCAGCCCGUGGUCGUGCUCCCGCGCAAGACGACAGACAUCACCAAGAUCAAGGGGUGGCGGCGCAAGGCGUUUGGCCCCGACCAGACGGCAGACCAGGCGGCGGACCACACAACACGCUGGGUCAUGGACCAGAUGAACGAGCAAGCGUGGCGCCAGGAGGAGGAAGAGAAGCAGGAGCCACCAGCGUUGAUGACGCGGAGGGCUACUGCCGCAGCAGCUGCUGCUGCUGCAGCAGCGAGCGGAGGCCAGCAGUCGGCAUCCAACCAGGCAGCACCACAGCCUGAAGCAAGGAUCAUGAUUGAUAAAGUUAAACAGGAAAAUGUGCAGGCAGCUGAGGUGUCGCUGUCCAAGGGUGUGCGCUGUGCCUUCCUGAGCGCCAAGUUGGACGAGUUCCUGCAGCACCAAUCAGAGCUGCGAGUGGGCCAGCUGGCCCAGUUCAACCCCAACAUCUUGCCCCUGCCUGAGGGGCAGGGAGUGCUGGCACUCCGCAACCCGGUUCUUGCAAGCCAGCCCCCCGAGGGGGCAUCCAGGCAGGUGGGCCCGACCCGGCAGAUGACUGCUCGCCCAUCGCGACGCUAUGGGAGGCCACGGGCUGCAGAGACUGGGCGUGCAUCAGGUGUUGCACGGACCGAGCACUGGAAGACCAGUGCAACUCCUGCUGCGCGACGCCGGCGGCAGGGCAGUGCAGCGACUGACAAAGCAGCAGAGGAACUCGAAGCACCAUCUCCGUCUCCAUCCAAGCCCAUUGCUGCUGCUGCUACAGGGGAAGACUCCUUGCCCAAGCCUCCGGCAAAACGUGUAAAGACAGAAGCCGAGGAAGACCCGCCUUUCCUGGCAAUGACAAGCCGCAGGUUACGUGGUGGCCAGGUGACACCGGAUUCUUCCUUGAACAAGGCUGCUGCUGCGCCCAAGGAGGGGGCCAAAAGGAAGGAACCCUCUACUGCAAAGGAGGCUUCUACCACUAAGGAGGCCUUUACCACAAAGGAGGCCUCUACCCCGAAGGAGCCCUGUACCCCAAAAGAGACUUCAAAGAAGAGGGAGUGCGCUGCCAACCCCGUGACACCCUCAAAAUCUACUGGCACUGCGACCACAAAGAAAACUGCUGCAGCCGCCCCCCUGCCUGCCGAGGAGCCGUUGCCUUACGUCGCGUACGAAGACAGCGGUGACUACCCGAUCGUGCCCGAGACCCAGUUUACCAGUGAGCAGAAGCGGCUGCUUCAGGCGCUUCUCGCGAGCACGCAGUGUAGCCGGCCACUCACAGUUGCUUUGCCUGUGGAGCCUUGUUUUGUGUGCCCGCAACUGGACCAGCACGAUGCCCUUGCGGCUGCACGGGCGCUUUCGCCAGCUGAAGACGGCACACGUCGCAAGACGUCGACUACCUCUGGCAAGCCGGGGACUCCUUCACCAGCCACUGCUGGGCAGAAAACGACACAAGCGCAUACAGCCAGUACACCGAAGGGAGCAAGUGUGGUUAAGAAGGGCAGACCUCUGAUUAAGGCAGCGGUGACAAAGGAGAGCACUGUGGACAUGUCCAAGACACCUCGCAAGCUCAAGGUGAAGGCACUGUCGAUUCCCGCAAUUCCGGCUUCACCGACUGAGUCUACUCAGAGCACCCGCAGCCGUCGGCCAAUCCGGCUUCCCGCUCGCUUCCAAGACUCGGCGUUGUACUUCUCACCCAACGGAGACCUGUUUGACGUUCCAUCACCGCCCACGUCACCUCGACAGCGAGGCCGCAUGGGCGCUGCUAGUAGCUCAAAGGUUGCCCAGUCACAACCACAUCCUCCGCCAGCCCCAGCAACACCCGUCCAGCCAGAUGCAGUGCAGUUGUCUUCCUCGUCUUCAUCUUCGUAUGCUUCAUCUUCGUCAACGUCAUCUUCAUCACGAUCGUCAUCUCGCUCAUCAUCUCCUUGUGGCAGCUCCUGUGAGGCUGCCGUGUCUUCGCAGGCCUCCAGCAAAAAGAAUGAUGAAGGCACAAAGACAUUCCCUAUCAAUGGUGGCCGGACCCUGAAACAGCUGGCACGCUUGAAGACGGAUGGCUUUGUGAGCUUACAUUCCAUCAAUGACUCACAGGCUUCCUCAACUCCUGAAGGCUCUGUUGAUAUCAACGUAGAUUCUUUGUCAGACUCAGAUGAAGAGGAGUUGUCUGUGGGUGACGAGCCUCGUGCCAAAGGCAGUGCGGGGAGCACUAUGCAGAUGAAGGCGUGCCGGGAGCGAAUUCGACGUCAGCAGAUGCAGAACUUGUUAAUGAAGCUGCAGAAUGUUGUCUUUAGAACGCCCACUACCAAGCCUGUCUCUAAGGUGUCCGUCUUGUCACAGGCCAACCAGUACCUCCGCUGCCUGACAGUUUUAUCGGCACACCUGCAUGAGGAGAAGCGUUGGCUGAAGCAACGUCGGGCUGCCCUUGAGCUCUGCUUGCAGGCCAGCUGCCAAGGCACACAGGUGCUACCACUGCCACAGGCCGAACCCAAGCCUGCACCGGUGCCUGCUUCUGUUUUGGAAGUGUGCGACCUGAGUGAUGUCACCGUGCCCCCCCUCCGGGAAGCGAGCGACGAACUGUUAAACGGUGGCAGCGAUCCUACUUUACCAUCUGCACUGCCAGCAGCAAGAAGCAUGAAGAAGAAUGGGGGUUUUAGUAGCAGCAAACUACAUCAUGGCAAAAAGAGGCAUUCUUCUAAGUCAGGUUUCGAGAAGACUUCAAAGCAAAAAGCCCCAGGGCCAGAGAAAGUUCAGGGCACAGGUGCCAGAGCAGCUGCUCCAGCAAAGGUGGAGGCAGUUACGUGCAAGGAGUACAACAUGGAGAUGACGACUGGGAACAAUGACCCGACAACGGUUUCCUACAAGUUGAACGAUGGCCACAUUGGCGCCCUGCGUACCGUUCCGGCAGCCACUGCCGACACACCCAAGAAGUACACCCUGUACCCUGCCAAGGGCACUAUGCUUGGUGAUCUGUCGAAGGUCGCCGCCGCAGCACAACAGAUCAUUGGGCCUUGCGUCAUCAAGCGAGUCAAGCUGCGUUCAGGCCAGACCGUGUACGUCUAUGGGCAGCCAGAAGGGACCAGUGCACCGACAGCAGAUGGCACACCUCCCGCACAAGACCGCCGCAGUAGUGGCGCUGGUGAUGAAUACCAGCCUCUGCCUUCAGGAGCCUUGUCAAUGUCAACAUGGAAGGACGAGGAGGUGUCUACAUUGCACCUCGCAGCACCCUCUGCAUUGGCUGAACCAGACGCGGUGCCUAGCCCAGACGAAGAAAUGCCAGAGGUUGCGUGUGGUGAUGACUCUCAGGACACUCACGGCAGCUCCUUGCAAGGCAUUGGAGAAGACCAACAAGCUUCUCACAGUGGCAACAUUGACGACGACGAGGGUGAUUUGGGGGACACUUCGGAGUGGAUCUCGGGUGAUGGCGACACUUGCAUCGUGAUGAAACUCCCCGUGACCACGGACGAGGAAGAAUCUUCGUCCGACGAGUCAUAGCAUCAGUUGC
Molecule: messenger RNA, 4636 nt
Organism: Rhipicephalus sanguineus (brown dog tick)
Lineage: Eukaryota; Metazoa; Arthropoda; Arachnida; Ixodida; Ixodidae
Product: mucin-5AC
Exons: 15
Coding region: 403-4626 (1407 amino acids)
Molecular function (GO): protein dimerization activity
Source: RefSeq, a predicted model, not a curated record